Cynoglossus semilaevis (tongue sole) is the source of this 2000-nucleotide messenger RNA. RefSeq names its product cytochrome P450, family 4, subfamily T, polypeptide 8 (gene cyp4t8). Gene Ontology annotation, molecular function: oxidoreductase activity, acting on paired donors, with incorporation or reduction of molecular oxygen; monooxygenase activity; iron ion binding. The record is from RefSeq and is a predicted model, not a curated record. The transcript is spliced from 12 exons. The coding region runs from base 64 to 1605 and encodes 513 amino acids. Lineage: Eukaryota; Metazoa; Chordata; Actinopteri; Pleuronectiformes; Cynoglossidae.
CCUUCAGUACCAGUUGCGUUCACGGGCAUUUCUCUGCUCUGAGACACAGUCAACUCAGGGAUCAUGUCGCUGCCCGCUCUGUUCGAGGUCUUUCUGCCCACCUGGGCUAACGUGCAUCAAUGGUUGGCUCUGGCCUGUGUCCUGGUCGUGGUUCAUAAACUCCACGGUCUGUGGAGGACGAGGAGAACGCAGUUCCGAGUGACGGAGAUUUUCUCGGGAUCAAAGGGACACUGGCUGUUUGGAAACAUACUGGAGUUUAAACUGGACGGGACAGACUUUGACCUCAUCCUGAAGUGGGCCAAACAGUACCCCGACGCCUUCACCAUGAAGUUCGGUCCGUUCAUGUGUUUCCUUGUGGUUUACCACCCGGAGUAUGUGAAGGCCCUGCUGUCGUCUACAGAACCAAAGGACGACGUAGGGUAUCGGUUUAGUAUUCCUUGGAUCGGUAACGGUCUGCUGGUGUCCAGUGGUCCAAGGUGGUUUCGCAAUAGACGGCUCCUGACUCCAGGUUUUCACUACGACAUCUUAAAGGCGUACGUGAAGGUGAUGUCCGACACAACGGCGACGAUGUUGAAAAAAUGGGAGAGCUACACUAAGAGCGAGGAGUCCUUCGAGCUGUUUGAACACGUCAGCCUAAUGACACUGGACACGAUCAUGAAAUGUGCGUUCAGCUACAGCAGCAACUGUCAGACUGAGAGUGGAACUAACGAAUACAUCAAAGCGGUGUACGAGCUGUCGUAUCUGAUCAGCCGGAGGUUGAGGGUCUUUCCGUACCACAGCGACCUCAUUUUCCACCUAAGCCCCUCUGGUUACAGAUACAGGAAAGCGUGUAAAAUCGCUCACAAUCACACAGAGGAGGUCAUUAAAAAGAGAAAGGAAACGCUGAAGGGAGAAAAAGAGCUGGAAAGUAUACAAUCCAAGAGGAACUUGGACUUUCUGGAUAUCCUGCUCUGUGCCAGGGAUGAGAGUCACAUCGGUCUGUCGGAUGAAGAGAUCCGAGCAGAGGUUGACACCUUCAUGUUUGAGGGCCACGACACCACAGCCAGCGGGAUCUCCUUCAUCUUCUACUGUCUGGCCUGUCACCCAGAACACCAGACAAAGUGCAGGGAGGAGAUCACUGAGGUCCUGCAGCACAAAGACACCAUCGACUGGGAUGAUCUGAACAGAAUCCCAUACACGACCAUGUGUAUCAAAGAAGCCCUUCGACUUUACCCUCCUGUGCCGGGGAUCGCCCGAAAACUCACCAAACCCAUGACCUUCUUUGAUGGAGUGACGGUCCCUGCAGGAUGCAACGUCUCUUUGUCGAUGUUCGCCAUCCAUCGAAAUCCAGCCGUCUGGGAGAACCCUCACGUCUUUGACCCACUGCGUUUCCUCCCUGAGAACGUGGCCAAGAGGUCGCCUCACUCGUUCGUGCCUUUCUCCGCAGGCCCCAGGAACUGCAUUGGUCAGAACUUUGCCAUGAAUGAGAUGAAGGUGGUGGUGGCCCUGACACUGAAGAGGUAUCGUCUGAUCCAGGACCCAACGCAGACGCCCAAAUUGAUCCCCAGGCUGGUGCUGCGCUCACUGAACGGCAUCCACAUCAAAAUCAAACCCGUGGAUUCAUAAGUGAAAGAAAUGAUUCUCUGUGAAAUGUGUGACUAAAGCUGCUAAAAAUUCAAUCUUCUCUGCAAACUAAAAAGACUAGACUGUGUGUAGAUCCUCAGUCUAGAUCCUGGACCCACUUGGACUUGGUCUCCUCCAGAUGUUUCACCUCUCGUCCAGCAGUUUCUCUGGUUCAAACCAGGAUGAAGAAGCUUCUCAGACGAGAUGGUCCAACAUCUUCAAGAAACCAGGUCCAGUUCUGCACUUCUGAACCACGGUCAGGUGGAGCGAACCCAUGAUUGAGCCAACUGUGAAGAACAGUUUGUAACAGCCAAUGACCAAGAGAGGCUGGGAUACAGGAAGUGGAGUCAGAGGACAACAGGAAAUAGAGAGAAGAUCAAGACAAGGACGAUGAGGAG